Molecule: messenger RNA, 1294 nt
Organism: Cyprinus carpio (common carp)
Lineage: Eukaryota; Metazoa; Chordata; Actinopteri; Cypriniformes; Cyprinidae
Product: ADP-ribosylation factor 4-like
Biological process (GO): vesicle-mediated transport; intracellular protein transport
Cellular component (GO): cytoplasm; plasma membrane
Molecular function (GO): GTPase activity; GTP binding
Source: RefSeq, a predicted model, not a curated record
GUACAUUAUAUAUUUUUAGCUGAACAAAACAGUUCGUUUUGCUGCUUGAUAUUGAAAGUUGGUGUGUCGCAUCAUAUUAUUUUAAUGUAUUAUCUUAAUUAUGAACACAGUGGUUUGUAGUGCAAACAGUUUUAUCGUUUAGGCUGCUGCACGUCGUUAUUCUCCUCGUUAUUUACCUGUAGAGGCUAUUGAAUCGGAAGUCUCACCUAUAGGAUUACUUCCGCGUUGAAGAAUAAGGUAAAACACACUGAACACACACCAUCACCAGUCUGAGCCUUUAACUCAAGGUGUUUAUCUUCAGCAACAGCGGCUCUGUCUUAUUACAAACAUGGGGAGCUAUUACUCUCUGAUUUUCUCUCGUCUCUUUCCGAAAAAGCAGAUUACGUUGCUUAUGGUUGGUCUGGAUGCAGCAGGGAAAACAACAGUGCUCUACAAACUCAAACUUGGCGAAGUUGUUACAACUAUUCCAACUAUUGAUUUUAAUGUUGAAAAAGUUGAUUAUAAAAACAUCUCCUUCACUGUGUGGGAUGCUGGGGGUCAGUCCAAAAUCAGAGAUCUCUGGAAACAUUAUUAUCAGGACACUGAGGGCCUGAUCUUUGUGGUGGACAGCAGUGAUCAUGACCGGAUUGAAACAGCAGCAGAGGAACUGAAGGCGAUGCUGGCGGAGGACGAGAUGAGAGACGCAGUUCUGUUAGUUCUUGCUAACAAGCAGGAUUUACCCAAAGCCAUGCCGGUGCACGAGCUGACAGACAGACUGGGUUUACACGCACUGAGAGGACGACAGUGGUUUGUUCAGGCCACAUGUGCGGUUCAAGGGUCAGGUUUAUAUGAAGGACUGGACUGGCUCUCAGAUCAACUGUCCAGACAACCAUAAUGCUGGAACUUUACUUUUGGGGUUUUUGUGGCCCGAUACUUUAAAACUAAUACAUACUGUGAUUGAAUGUAACAGCCUCCAGCUGUUUAUUAUCUCAAAAGCAUUUUUAUUUAUUAAUAUUAAAUGAAAACGGUGCAUUUUAUAUUGUGAGGUUACUUCUGAAAACAUGUUUAGUUAUUUUUUUUUUUUAAUUAUUGUUCCAUGAACUCUGAAAGAAAAAACACUUUGAAAGACUUAUUUUAAUAUGUGUUUUGUUGUAUUUGUGCUUUGAAAGAAUAAGCUCAUGUCUGCCUGGAAGAUAUAUACAUAUAUGUGUGAUAUGUGUUUGUGUGUGUGUGUGUUUGUGUGUGUGUGUAUCUUACCUAUUCAAAUAUCUCCAAUAAAUGGUGUAUUUAUUUUUAAACAUUAGUAUGCUUAUGU